AUGUUCCGAAAGCACAUCCCGAAAUAUGUCAUCGCCUCAGUGUCCAUCUCACUCGGUGGGCUGGCGAAUGGCCUCGACACCGGUUCCAUCGGUGCCAUCAUGGCAAUGUCCCAGUUCGAGAAGUCAAUCGGCUCCCUGAGUCCCUUUCUUGUCGGUUUCACCGUCUCGCUCAUCAUGCUGACGGGCGCGGUCCCGUCCAUGCUCACGGGUCAUCUCGCAGACAAGUUCGGUCGGUUGAAAAUGAACCUCGCCGGCGCUGUUCUAUUCGGAAUCGGAGUGCUGCUGCAAGGAAGCGCCUAUACUCUACCUCACUUCCUCUUCGGCCGGGCCCUGGCGGGUCUCGGCGAGGGUGUGUUCUUGGGCAACAUGAGUGUCUACAUCUGUGAGAUUGCCCCCGCCAAAUCAAGAGGAACGCUGGCUGGGCUGCCGCAAUUCAUGUCGACGGCGGGGGUCUGCCUUGGUUACUUUGUCGCGUACGGCACCGUCUACGUUGACUCGAGCUUGGCAUGGCGAUUGCCAUACGUUGUCCAGGGCGUCUGUGCUGUCAUGUUCAGCCUGACCUGCCUCGUCCUACCCGAGUCACCGAGAUGGCUGCUGCUUCAUGGUAGAAGAGCGGAUGCUAUGCGUGCUCUGGAGAGGCUCGAGUUCUCCACGGCCGAAGCUGAGAGAGACUUCCUAUCCUCAUCACAAUCAGAGCAGCGCCUAAGUUUGUCGCAUUGGCAAAGCUUCACACUCUUGUUCAGAAGAGGCUAUCGCGCGAGAACGGUCUUGGCUCUCUUCAUCCUCGGAAUGGUUCAACUGUCUGGAAUUGAUGGCGUUAUAUACUACGCACCCAUUUUGUUCUCACGAGCUGGACUUCCCGGGGAAACGGCUGCCUUCUUGGCCUCGGGGCUAUCCGCGAUUCUAAUGCUGGCCAUUUCCGUCCCUGCAUUCUUGUUCGCUGACAAGUGGGGUCGACGAACUUCGGCCAUCUCGGGAGGAGUAGGUCUCACAAGCUGCAUGCUCUUGAUGGGCAUAUUGUACGCGGCUGGGGUUGUCCACCCCUACGGCGCUGCCCGAUGGAUCGUCAUCGUGUCUGUCUUCACGUUUGGCCUUACAUACUGCGCAACGUGGGGCAUUGUCGGCAAGAUAUAUGCGAGCGAGAUCCAGCCAGGCAACACUCGAGCCGCGGCAAACUGCCUCGCCACUGGCGUUAGCUUUCUCUGCAACUGGCUUGUUGCUAUGAUUACGCCCAUUCUCCUCGACAAGUCCGCGUUCGGAGCGUACUUCCUCUUUGGCGGUCUGGCCUUUGGAACAACCGCCGUUCUCGCAGCUUACAUGCCUGAGACGCGCGGCCGGUCAUUGGAGAACAUUCAAGAAGCCUUCCAUCGCCCUCCGUUGAAGGGCUUGGGCCAUUAUCUACAACGGCUGAAGCCCCGUCACCACGGCGUUGUCCGGGCUCAAGACUCCACAGGGUCCGGUGUGGAGCUUGACUCCCGGAGGUCUGGCGUCUCUCCCACAACAAGUGUAGCCGAUGCUACCACGAGUGGUCUGCGGCUUGACGUUUCAACGGCGUGA
Molecule: messenger RNA, 1557 nt
Organism: Colletotrichum karsti
Lineage: Eukaryota; Fungi; Ascomycota; Sordariomycetes; Glomerellales; Glomerellaceae
Exons: 3
Coding region: 1-1557 (518 amino acids)
Biological process (GO): carbohydrate transport; transmembrane transport
Cellular component (GO): membrane
Molecular function (GO): carbohydrate:proton symporter activity
Source: RefSeq, a predicted model, not a curated record